This is a messenger RNA of Coffea eugenioides, 3792 nucleotides long. Its product is annotated as putative late blight resistance protein homolog R1A-3. The record is from RefSeq and is a predicted model, not a curated record. Gene Ontology annotation, biological process: defense response to other organism. Gene Ontology annotation, molecular function: ADP binding. NCBI's taxonomy places the organism in Eukaryota, Viridiplantae, Streptophyta, Magnoliopsida, Gentianales, Rubiaceae. The transcript has a single exon. The coding region runs from base 1 to 3792 and encodes 1263 amino acids.
AUGGCCUCCAGUAGUAUUCCUUGUAUCCGCUCCGCCAUAGAUGAUCUGGGGUUCCUGAGGAACAUUUGUGGAUUUUGGAAGCGUCAUUUUUUCCACACCCCAAUAGGGGGCCUAGCAUUUCUGAGAACAUUUCUUCUGUGCGCAAGAAAGUGUAGUAAUCAUGUUGAUGCAAAUCUAGCAGCUCUGCUAGUUAGGAUUGAAGAUGUCAUAUCCAGAAGGGCACAGGAGAUUCACUCCUUUCGUCUCGCUACUUUGGAAGGUGACAAAUUUCCAGAUGACGUUGUGCGUACUGCCUAUCAAUUAGUAAAAGAAAUCGGAUCUUUCAAUCAAGAAAUAAACCAUUGGUACGUUGUUUUCUCAGAUUGCUCGUCAGGGCAGUCUACUGAUUCCCUUGUCAAUAAAGAUGACCUUAUGGAACUCAUGGACUCUCUUCUGGAGAAUCUGGUGGAUUUCAGUUAUUGGCAAAAUGCUCCAGAUCUGGAAGUAGUAGAACACACCGGAGCCUUUAGAGUGAAGCUUACAUUCUUGAAAAACUUUCUGCAUUUUAUCACUCUGCAUGAAGUUGAAGAUGGGCAAUUGGAACUGUUAUUGACUCGUACUGAAGCUGUGGCUGUUAAUGUAGCAAGACAUAUUUUUAUGUGCGGGUCUAUCAAGUGUAAAGAAGAGCUGAUGCAAAUCAAGAAUGGAGACUCUUGCAAACUGAUGCAGAAUAUUGUUCCCGUAGAGACUUGCAAGGCCCUGAUUGCUUCUAAUUUAUCAAGCCACUCAGACAGGGAAAUAGAUGAGCAGAUGUUGAAGGACUUCGUGGAUAUGCUCUUAUCUAAUCUAUGGGACAUAUUAAAGUCUGGUACUUGUCUUAUGAUUCAUCUAAGAGAUCAACUGCAAAAGCUUUAUGAGGGACUAAGAUCCGUGAGAAACAUUCUCAAGGAGAAGCCAAAGAAAUUUGAUGAAAAAAUGAGAGAUCUUACUGGACUUGUGGUCCAUGAUGCAGGACUGGCUAUUUUCUCUCUUUCUCUCAACGCAAUGAAUGACGAAUUGGUCAACGAAAUGCAUCUUGUAUCUUCUGAUUUGCUAGAAAACUUUAAGGUUAUCCAGGCAACAGUUGCAGAGGAAUUCCCAAAAAGAUCAUCCUUCAAAUUUCCUAGGACCAAUGAGUUGGGAUUUAUCGAUUUUCUUCUGAAAUACAUGAUGGAUUUGACAAGUCCUGAGGCAAGUUCAGUUGCUUUCGUAAGCUAUCCAAUUCAAACAAUCCAGGAAGAACUUGUUUUCUUGCGCUCUUUUCUGCAAAAAAUUGUGGAGUUGCGCAAUGAAAAUGAGGAGCUUCAAUCACUUUGGGAUCGUGUUGUACAGGUAGCAUAUAGGGUGGAAUUUCUUAUCGACUCCUUACUGGUUGGAUAUAUUCUGGACUCUUCCUCAAUGUCCUUUGAUUCCGUUGUGGAAGAAAUUAAGAUCAUCAAAGCUCAAGCCUUGAAUUUUCAUAGCAAAAUGCUUGAUCUCAAAGUUGAGGGAGUUACCAAGAGAAUCGAUCACAUGCCAUCACAGGGAAGUAAGCCAAUGAUCAACGACGUGGUGGUGGGAUUCAAGGAUGAGGCAACAUCGAUAAUCAAUCGCCUCACAAGAGGAUCACGCCAGGUGCAAAUAGUUCCCAUUGUAGGUAUGCCAGGACUUGGUAAGACAACUUUAGCUAAAAAAAUUUACUAUGAUGCUUCAGUCAUGUACCAUUUUCAUACGCGCGCUUGGUGUACCGUUUCUCAAGUUUAUCACAAGAAAAAUCUGUUGCUUGAAAUUUUGACUUGUAUUGAUUCCAAGCUUUCCAAAAAAUUUUUUGAGAUGAGUGAAGAAGAUCUGGCUCAUCAAGUCAAAAAAUGUUUGCUAAGGAACAAAUAUCUUAUUGUUUUGGAUGAUGUAUGGGACAGUGAAGUAUGGAAAGGAUUGGAAGCGUCAUUCCCUGAUGAUGGAAAUGGAAGUAGAGUUAUCUUGACAAGUCGACUCUGUGAUAUUGCUCCUCAAGGUAAACUCGACCAAGAGCCUCAUUCUCUUCGUCGACUCACUCAUGAUGAGAGCUGGGAUCUGCUACAAGAAAAGUUUUGUCCUGGAAAAGAUUCGCUUCCUCCAGAAUUAUGUGAACUCCGGACCCAGAUUUUGGAAAUGUGUCAAGGAUUACCUCUUACUAUUGUCAUUCUUGCUGGAAUUCUAGCAAACAUGGAGCAAUCUGGCUGGAAGGAGGUUGUGCAAAGUUUAAGUUCAAGCAAUAUUUCUAGUACAGAACAAUGCACUGCUGCAUUGGAGUUGAGUUACAGACAUUUACCAGACAAUUUGAAGCCAUGUUUCCUUUAUUUUGGAGGAUUUCCAGAAGACCAUGAACACACUAUCGAGAGGUUGAUUUGGUUAUGGGUGGCCGAAGGAUUUGUGCAAACAACUCGUUCAAAGAGCGCAGUGGAUGUGGCAAAUGAUUUUAUGUUGAAUCUCAUAGGCAGGAGCUUAGUCAUGGUAUCUAAACAAAGAUGCACUGGGGGAGUCAAAGCUUGUCGGAUUCAUGAUUUGUUACAUGAGUUUUGUGUGACAAAAGCCAAAGAAGAAAAGUUUCUGCAGUUGGUACGUGGGUAUGAUGAACUUUAUGCUUUCAAUGUGCCACACCACCUACGCCGCUUAUGCAUCAAUUCUAAGCCGGAGCACUUCCAAGAGUCAAGGCUAUCUAUCCCGGCUGUUCGAUGUUUAUUGUUCUUCAAAUUUGGACCAAGGGAACCAUACACUUGGUUUGAUCUUUCAUUCAUCUUUCAGGUCUUCAAACUUCUCAGAGUGUUAGAUUUAAGCCAAAUAAAUCUAGGAGCUACUCUUCCUAGAGAAAUAGGGUCGCUUGUUCAGUUGAGAUACUUGGCAGUUCUUGGUAAUAUGAAGUCCAUCCCAUCAUCCAUAACCAAUCUCUCGAAUUUGGAAACUCUUAUUCUGGAAAUAUAUGGUUGGCUGAUUUCUUUGCCGGAUACUAUAUGGAAUAUGAAAAGGCUAAGGCAUUUACAUUUGAAGGACGAAAGCCUAAGGGGAGGUUUCGAUUUGCCCACGGAAAAUCUUGACAACUCUUCACAGUUGUGCAAUUUGGACACUUUCUCCUGGGUAAGCCUUUCUUCUUGGGAAAACAUGGACAAGAUACUCAGAAAAAUUCCAAACAUCCGCAAGCUGAAAUGCAGGCUCUAUGUAGAUUGUGAUCCUGCUAAGGAGGGUAGCUACAAGAUUCUAGUACUUGACUUUCUAGGUCAACUAGAAUCGCUCAAUCUAAGAUUCAGAACAGAAAUUGACGAGCGCUAUCCCUUUGAGUUUCAUUUCUCUUUGACUAUUAAAAAAUUGACUCUCUCUGGCUUUUGCUUGCCUUGGAGUGAUAUAUCUGCAAUUGCAGAUCUACCCAAUCUUCAGGUUCUCAAAUUGCUCGAGCAAACCUUUGUCGGGGAAGAAUGGAACAUGAAAGAAGAGGAAUUCCCCAAACUUCAAUUCUUGAAAUUAGCUUCGUUGGACAUUGUUAAAUGGACUGCCUUGGAGUGCGAGAACAGUUUUCCUCGUCUGCAGAAAUUGGUAUUGGAAAACUGUUAUAAUUUGGCGGAGAUACCAUCUUCUUUGGGAAAUGUUUCAACUCUUGACAUAAUUGAGCUGUCUGAUUGUCCCAACUGUGCAAGUUCAGUAAAUGAAGUUCAAGAAGAACAAAUCAGCAUGGGAAACACUGAUUUCAAGGUUAUUUCAUCGUCAAGGGAUGUACUUUCUUUGUAUAUUUCUGAAUUACUUUUGUCGUCAGACAUGCAUUAA